Messenger RNA from Etheostoma spectabile (orangethroat darter), 4181 nucleotides. It is a transcript of the gene slc6a3, whose product is annotated as solute carrier family 6 member 3. The record is from RefSeq and is a predicted model, not a curated record. Lineage: Eukaryota; Metazoa; Chordata; Actinopteri; Perciformes; Percidae. Gene Ontology annotation, cellular component: plasma membrane. Gene Ontology annotation, biological process: nitrogen compound transport; sodium ion transmembrane transport; amino acid transport. The transcript is spliced from 16 exons. Bases 387 to 2243 code for a protein of 618 amino acids.
GUACUCUGGGCUCUGUGUGUGUGUGUCACUGGAGCCAAGGAGGGUGGGAGGGCUUUCUACAACUCCUCAUAGAAUACCAGUUGCUGUCAUCUUUUUUCUGUCUUCAUCCUCAUCUCCUGACUUUGUGUCUUACUGUAUUUUUCCUUUUUCUUUCAGUUUCUCUAAACAUUUUUGCUUCAAUCUGGGUCCUGGUCUAACUUAUCCAGAACGGUCUGCGUAAAUAUGCUCCGCAUCAGUUUGCAGCACUCUGAACAACAUCAGCACAACUGGAAUUAAAUUGUCCAAACUGAGAACGGGAGAAGCUUUCACCUGUCAUUUCAAAGAAUCUUCAACCGCACCUACGUUGCUUCCUCAUCCCCAACCUCCCGAAGGCUGUGCACCCCUCCAUGCUGACAGAGAGAGUCCCUGUCGGCCUGAUGACCUCUGUUGUAGCCCCAGAGAAGCCCACCUCCAACACCAUGGGCCCCAAAGAGGUGGAGCUGAUCCUGGUGAAGGAGCAGAAUGGGGUUCAGUUCACCUCGACCACCAUAGUGGCUCCAACUCAUACUCAGACCAAACCCAGUGGGCAGGACGAAAGAGAGACCUGGGGGAAGAAAAUCGAUUUCCUCUUGUCUGUGAUCGGAUUUGCCGUGGACCUCGCUAACGUCUGGAGAUUCCCCUACCUUUGCUACAAAAAUGGAGGAGGUGCAUUUCUGGUGCCAUACCUGUUCUUCAUGGUGAUAGCAGGCAUGCCUCUCUUCUACAUGGAGCUGGCUCUGGGACAGUAUAACAGAGAGGGGGCAGCAGGUGUCUGGAAGAUCUGUCCCAUAUUUAAAGGUGUAGGCUUUACAGUGAUCCUCAUUUCCCUCUACGUUGGUUUCUACUAUAACGUCAUCAUCUCCUGGGCGCUGUUCUACCUCUUCUCUUCAUUCACCAGCGAGCUGCCAUGGGUCCACUGCAACAACACUUGGAACAGUCCUAACUGCUCCGACUGGGCUGACAACAGCUCAGUCAGUGAUAUCUACAAGUCCACCCCUGCUCAGGAGUACUUUGAACGACGGGUGCUCCACAUCCAGGACAGUAAUGGUAUUGAUGACCUGGGCCGUCCACGAUGGCAGUUGACUUCCUGUCUAGCUGUAGUAAUUGUUCUGCUCUACUUCAGUUUGUGGAAGGGAGUCAAGACAUCUGGAAAGGUUGUGUGGAUCACAGCCACAAUGCCCUAUGUGGUCCUGACUGUGCUGCUGGUCCGCGGAGUCACUCUGCCUGGAGCCAUCGAUGGCAUUAAGGCCUACCUCUCUGUAGACUUCCUGAGACUCUGUGAUGCCAAGGUCUGGAUUGAGGCAGCGACACAGAUCUGUUUCUCUCUGGGAGUGGGGUUUGGUGUGCUAAUUGCCUUUUCCAGCUACAACAAAUUCAGCAACAACUGUUACAGAGAUGCCAUCAUCACCAGCUCCAUCAACUCUUUAACCAGUUUCUUCUCUGGCUUUGUGGUCUUCUCCUUCCUUGGGUACAUGUCCCACAAGCACAAUGUGGACCUUGACAAAGUGGCAAGAGACGGUGCUGGUUUGGUGUUUGUCAUUUACCCAGAAGCCAUUGCAACAUUACCUGGAUCAUCAGUGUGGGCAGUCAUCUUUUUUAUCAUGCUGUUGACACUGGGAAUUGACAGUGCUAUGGGUGGGAUGGAAUCGGUGAUCACGGGGCUAAUUGAUGAGUUUAAAUGCCUCCAUAAGCACAGAGAGCUGUUCACCCUCUUCAUUGUUUCUGCCACCUUCCUCAUUUCCCUCUUCUGUGUUACAAAUGGUGGAAUGUAUGUGUUCACUCUGCUGGACCACUUUGCUGCUGGGACAUCGAUUCUCUUUGGAGUGCUUAUUGAAGCCAUUGGCAUUGCAUGGUUUUAUGGAGUGGACCGAUUCAGUGAUGACAUUGAAGAGAUGAUUGGUCAGCGACCAGGCAUGUACUGGAGGCUGUGCUGGAAGUUUGUCAGCCCCUGCUUCCUCCUGUUUAUGGUGGUGGUGAGCUUCGCCACUUUCAACCCUCCAAACUACGGCACCUACACGUUUCCUCCAUGGGCCAACAUGGUUGGGUGGUGUCUGGCUAUUUCCUCAAUGUCCAUGGUGCCUCUAUACGCCAUCUACAAACUCUGCAUACUGCCUGGGAAGUUUUGUGAUAGACUGGCCUACGCCAUCACCCCAGAGACAGAGCAUCAUUUGGUAGACAACGGGGAGGUUCGGCAGUUCACACUGCAUCACUGGCUGGUUGUCUGAAAAAUACAGAGGGAGAGAGAUAAAGAGACUGAGAGAGAGAGAGAGAGAGAGAAUGAGAGAAAAUGAGAGAGAAUGAGAGUAUGGACUUUGGGUGGAUGAAUGCAUGCACAGCAAAGGUCUGAAGAGAUAGAAAGAAAAAAGAAAUAGCCAUUUGUGUUGAUCAGGGUGAUGGGAGAUUAAAAGUGCCGAAAAAAACUAUUGUAGUGUGCUUUAAUUUCAGCAGUGGAUGUGUGAAGCUGUGCAUUGACCCUCUCCACCAUUGUGUUGACACUAGUAAAUGGGAUUCAGUCAAACCUGUAAUGUGGUGUUCGUACUGCUUCUGACCUAAAUACAUAACUCUUUAUGAAUGGGAUUAGAAUGGGAUUUCUUUGAGGCAGGUAUGCACAGUAAAUAGUAAUUGGUUUAUGGUUAUUGGGUGAAUAUUUUGGACACAAAAUCUGGAAGUGUUAAUUUCCAAAAUGCAGGAUCUGUUUUUGGAACUAACUUUUUUUGUAAUAUCAUUUCUAUUUUUUCUUUACUUUCUUAGUUUUUUUAUUGUCAAGCAGUAGGUAGCAUGUUUAUUUUAUUUUUAGUUUCUCAUUCUCAAAACAAUAUUACUGAAAUUAUAGUUGAAAUUCUUUCAAAAUGUUUCCAUUUUUUUCCAUUUAGCAGUAAGUCAUGAUGACAGGUUUCACUGAAUCCCAAUCCAUGUCUUGUUCAUUAUAUGUCUGUAUGUACUUGCUCUUUUCAAAGACUGUUAUUAUACACACAAUCCCUGUAGACUUUGAGAAAAAGACACAUACUUUUGUUACACCAAAACAAUGGACAGGAAAGAACGGUUGCUACAUCAAUAGACCAACAUAACAUCGUCUGAAUAAACUAAUACAAUGUCUGAAAAAACAUCAUCUGAGAUUUCUCACUGAGGACUCGUCAGUUACAAAUCAAUACUAUUGAUUGUCUGAAAAUAGUCACUUCCGCUUACUGCUGUCUGCCUUCAGUCAUGUUGGAUGGACCAACAGAAACAUAAUUUGACCAUGUAUAGUAGUGUAUAGCCAGACUGUCCAACAAAUUCCAACACAUGAGGUGAAUAUAUUUAAAAAAAAUAUUAAAACUGGGCCUGUCUGUAAUCAGACCUAAAUAGUCAGCCUAUUAGUGAACAAACGCUCCCUUCUAAUCAUGGCAACUUCCAUAUAACAACAUCAUCAGCCACACUGCUGAUGUAAUCAACCAAAGACUAAAGAAAAUGUCUUUCUUUUAUGUCUACAGACCACUUGAUUGUUAACUUCAUCUUGCGGGGGUCAAUCUCUCUUCCCCAUUAUAACAAAUCAGUGCCAUUGCACAUUUCACUUUAGUUUAAUUGAACAUUAGUUGUGUGUUUAUAUUCUCACAAAGUUUUCAGGUGAUGAUUUAAAAGCUCUGACUGUCACAUUUCCAGAAAGCAUAAAGCUUUAAUGUUACUGUUUACAUUAUCUUAUUAAGUGUUUCAAAGCUGCUUUGUAUUGAGCUGCGAAUAGGUAGUAUGUAAUGUAAUAUAUGAAGUAAUUUAAGUUAUAUAUAUGUGUAAGUAAAUGUAAUGUAGAGGGGAUUGUAUUGCAUUGUACUGUAUGAUAUUGAAUAACAAGACCAACAAGAUUACAGAGUAUAUGUGGAUUAUUGCUUUGUUUCUGUGAAGUUGAUACAUAUUAGCCUUAAGGACUUUGAUGAGAAUUACAUGGGAAUCCAUAUAAACUUUCUUCUUAUAAACACUUUCUGUUAAAUCAGAGACCAUAUACAUUUUUUUCAAACUUGUCAGCAAUGACUUGUUGUCACCUUGUGGUACAUGUAACACACUGAAGGGUUAAUUAUGUCCCUAACUGUAUGCCUGUGCUGCUGUACUGUGCCUUGUGGUGUUUCUGACUGUAUGGCUUUGAUUGGUACUGUCAAAUAAAAAGUAUGAUAAUUAAAUUAUUAAAUUUAAAA